Diachasma alloeum is the source of this 4792-nucleotide messenger RNA. RefSeq names its product autophagy-related protein 101 (gene Atg101). The transcript has 2 exons. Gene Ontology annotation, biological process: autophagosome assembly; autophagy. The coding region runs from base 517 to 1173 and encodes 218 amino acids. NCBI's taxonomy places the organism in Eukaryota, Metazoa, Arthropoda, Insecta, Hymenoptera, Braconidae. The record is from RefSeq and is a predicted model, not a curated record. Gene Ontology annotation, cellular component: phagophore assembly site.
CCACUCUUCCAUCAACUCUAUCCGCUACGAUCCCAGCAUGAAAAUGGUGCGUGAAUGUUCGCGCACAGCUGUUGUUUACCGACAAAUGCGUGUCAAAGAAACUGUUCUGGAUUGGCGGGUUCAAAGAUUUCCCAGUACGAAUGAUUCCAUCGACAUCGUGAAACGAAGUGCGAGUAAAGUACCAAACACAGUCGAUUGUCCCUCUCGACACUCAAACAUGAAUAAAAGAUGAAAAAACCGCUGGGAGAAUUUAUAAUGGUGUCAUCUUCAUGAAAUUCAACACAAACGUAACUAAAAACAGUGUUGAGAUUGAUUGGUCAAGCAAGGCUAGGAGAAAAAAAAUAAACACGAGCAAUCGAUGGCUGGGAGAAAAUGAUUGAAAACGUGCCCGUUAUGAGUGACCAGGGAAAUUGACCUAAACUCGAGUUUCUCACUUGUUGAGAGAAGGCUAACACAUGAUACGUUGGCUCGUCGCACUUAUUCAGGAACAAUCCAAGGGACACUGAGGUGACCACAAUGAACGCAAGAACUCAGCUGUUCGAGCUCAGCAUGGAGGGUCGUCAGGUAGACGAGGCAGUAGCCUCGAUAUUCCACAGUGUCCUUUUCCACCGGAGCUUAGGAAAAUUCAAGUACAAACAAGAGGGCAGUUACUCAGUGGGAACAGUGGGCUAUCAAGACGUCGACUGUGAUUUCAUUGACUUCACUUACGUCUGCUGUUCCUCGAUUCACCUUGAUCAGACCCUGAAACGAGAAAUCUCUGGAUUUUCCGAGGCAUUGCGAUCUACAGACAGUCCAGGUUCAGGUCAAAUAUCCCUGGAGUUUUUCCAAAAGAAGAAAAAUCGUUGGCCCUUCCAACCUGAGUGCAUACCCUGGGAAGUAUGGACAGUACGUCUAGAAUUAAUAAAACUAGCAACUGAACACGAACGACAGAUUUGCAGGGAGAAAGUUGGGGAUUUAUUAACUGACAAAAUUCUGUACAUAACUGAAGUAAUGAAUCGUCACGAUUAUCUCCCAAAAAUGCCCAAUCAGGCUGAGCUGGAUCUUAUCUUCGACACAUCUUACCCAGAUAUUCAGCCUUAUCUAUUCAAACUGUCAUUCACCACAUCAGGACCACCGAGCACAACCAUGGGGAACACUAUGAAGAAACUAAUUAAAGAAACUCUGUCCAUUUAGUCGAGCAUUCAUCUCAGUUUAAUUGGAAUUUAGUAGUGAAGUGGUAAAUAAUGGGAGAUGAGUUUGAAAUAAAUCUACAGUUUAUUCUGAGAGAUAUUUCUGGAAGGCAGGAUUUGAGAGUAUUCAACGAAGGACUUUCCGUGGAGAAAUUGGUGAACUUUAAAAAAGUUCUCUUGACAUUGUAGGAGUAAAGUGGUAUAAUGAACUAAGUCAAUUUCCCUUGAGCAUCAAUUUUUAACGGACAUUUCGCAAUCCAGGGAAUAGCAAGAUGUUCUUAAGGACUUUGUAGAGAGUAAUAAGGGAUUAAAAAAAUCUCUACAAAAUUAACUGAAAGAUUAGGGAAAUUCCCAGGAAUGAUAAUAACGUUCUAUAAAUUGUCAAGGAUGCAGAGUGCAGUAUCCGGGGUCACGUCACAUGUUUCACACUGAUAAUUUCCCUGUCCACAAGGAAAUUAUCAGACUGAUAAUCGCGGGAAAGGCUUCCUGUUGCCUAUCAAUUGUUUCCAACGAUUUUGACAGAUAUUCUCCAUAUCGUUAGCUUCAUAACAAAGUAACAUAAGUGCCAAAAUACGAAAAUUUUCCCAAAGUGAGAAACGAGAAGUAACUAUAUGGAAACAAGUUUAAAAUUCUAAACUUUUUGACUGAGGACAUUUUUUGGCACUUACGGUACUCUGUUAUAAAGCUAACCAUAUUUUGGUGAAAUGUCUCACGUAACCCCGAACACCACACUCUGAUCGCCGAAAUCAGAAUUGAAGAAAUUAUUUUCCAAAUAUUCCUCGACCUUCAAAAUUCAUCGGAUAUUUUCCGCAAGUUUUACUGCACAUCGAGGAUUGCGCUGCGCGCUCGGGAUUUUUAUGUGCAAAACUUGCCCCUCUUGUUGCUAUGCAACAAAACUUACGGGAAAUACCCGAUAAUUUUAAUAGCUAAUUUUUUCAUAUUUGUUAUCACUUUUUACAAAAAACUUCUCAAGAAUAGUGAAAUUGAAUAUUGGUUAUGACAUCCUUGACAAUGUAAUCAAUGUUUUUAUCAUUUUUUCCAACAUCUGCAGAUUUUCAACGAAAAUUGACAAUAUGGAAUUGAAUAGUAUCAUUAAUCUUUGUAAAAAUUUUGCCAUCUCUCUCAUAUUUGGAGAUAUUUCUCGAAAACUCUACUAGGAGUAAAUUUAACUAAGUAGUUUUAUCAUUUUACUCCUAGUUUUUAUUUGACCCUGUUAGCCUUGACGAUAAUCGCAAACUUAUUUCCAUUAAACAUAUUGAUGAACGGUCGAACAUAGGAUAUAAGUCCAAAACGCACUGGUAGGUUAUUUGACAAAUAUCUUUGAAAGAGAGGCGUUUCGAUGAGUUGAUCAAGGACUUUUUUAUUGUCGAGAUUUUUUUUCUUAAAUAAGUUAGGUCUCUUGAUUUUUUUUGUAAAAUUGAUUAUGUGGUAGACAAUCACCUUUAAGUUGAAACAAUUAAGUUGAAAUAUUCUGAAAUUUGUGAAUAAUUGAAUUGUUAAUUAUUGAAUUAUUUAGGAAAUGAGUGACUCUAUGAGGUAUUAUCAAAGGACAUCUUUUAUACAUGGCGACGAGAAUACCAGCAAAUUCAUAGUUCUUAUACUCUAAACUGAGCUCAUAUGGUUUUAGCGGGCGAAGUUUAUUGUGAAGAAUAGGAAAAAUUACUGUUCUUCCAGGAUUUUUUCUUUAAAAAUAAAUUUAAAUUCAGAAUUUAAUAUUCAUUUAAAUUUUCCGGGCAGCACGAUAAUUUGUUAUCAUUCUGGCGCCAGAUUUUCGCCGGAGCUGGGAGACUGAGUUCCCUUUACACUACGGCACUAUCAUUUUUGAUUUUCAUAAAGAAAAAUUAUUGUUUUUUUUUACAACGAAAGGAAUAGCCCGAGCUAGGAAAGAAUUCGUUUGAUAUUUGUCUCAAAACUCAAUACGUUGCAAAAGUUGAAAAAUAAGUGACAUGAAAUUCAUCUCUCUUCAUCACUUCAUUACAGAAAGAGAUAUAACGCUAAGAAAAUUGUAAGGUUUUAACGAUAAAACCCCUCGAUCUCACCUUGGAGUGUUGCGUAUAAUCUCGAUAAACUUUUCAUCAAACAUUCACGUGUGAAGACGUAGGAGUCCUAAACUACUGGAUAAGAUCAACUGAUUAGUACAAAUCGUAAUGAAAACUGUUCCCUCUCUAAUCACUGCAUAAUAUUGAACAGAAUGCCAACAAAAUAAUGACAAAUUUUAAUCCAAAAACUGAAAUUUAUAUGAAUUAUCGUGGUAAUAGAAAAGUGACAUAAGUCACUCGCUGCCUAAGACACUUCAAACAUCAACGCGCAGUAAAGUGUACGUCUAGCUGUAUAAAAAUUUUAACGAGUUAUCCACCAUUUUUUAUUGCUUCUCUCUCCAUCGUCAUUUUUUUUCUCCUUAGUAUCUAUCUGUAGAAGGUGCAUUCGCCUUGGUCGAGCUCUUGCAAGUGUAGAAUUAGGUCAAUAGCAUCGGCUUUGUUUAUCCACUCGCGAGGGGAAGGCGGAGAGGGGAGAGUUUCAACUAUAAGCGAAAAAGUUUUUGAGUGUAAAGUCAAACUAUUGAGAUGUAAGGGAAGUGGAAAAAUAUAGGGGAAGACGGAAAGUCAGAAGUAAGAAUGGGAAUGCUUCAGCAUUCCUGUUUGUAUAUAGAUGUCAAAGAUGUACACAUAAAGAAAGAUAUAUAGAUAUAUACAUACAUAUACAUAAUGAUUUUCGUUGUCAAGUGGUAGUACGAGAUAGGUCUAAUCUUCCGUUUAUUCUGCCGACAUCUUAGGAGAUGAGAAUGAGCAGGACUUUUCGUAAGACAUUUCCCGUUCAGAAAAAAAAUCCGUUUGACCUUUAGUGCUAAGACCAGCCAUUUUGUAGAUAAUCAAGUAAUUAUAUCACUAUUGGAUUCUUCUAUUAAAAGUGAUCAUAAAACGUGUUUUAAAGGACGAAAAGUCUUUUGGUUCAACAGAUAUUUGCAUAAUAAUGAAGUUUCCGAAUGAAAAAGUUUGCGACUUUUCGGAAUUAUCUCUAUUUUCACUUGACUCCGUAUUUUCAAGGCAGCGCACGUGUGUGAUAGACCCUGUGGAAUGUAAUUUGCAUACAGAGUAGCAACCGAAACCGUUAAAUAAGUAGAAUAGAGUCAGUGCUAAACGAAAAACUAUUUCCUGAAUAAUUUUCCUCAUCAACUAUCAUCACAAUUAAUUAAUAGGUGCACGUAUUAUAUUUAUUUUCUCAUUUAAUAUGAAGUGAUCUUUAUUUAGAAAAAUUGUUGUAUUUUAUCUUUUUUAAUUUUGAUUAGCACUCGUCAGACUGAUGAUGUAAAUAAUGUUUUUUGCGUAAUGAAAAAAAAGGGUGGAUAUGAUGAAUCAACGAGCAAUUUUAACUUAACUCUCGAUUGCACAGAGAUACGCAAUUAUAGUCCAUUGUUCUAUUAUAAGGAAUCGAAGAUUAUGAAUAUUUCUAAUUGACGGAGAAUCAAAGCAUUAUAAAUAUUAUUAUAAAUAAACGAGUGUGAAUGAAUUUUUUCGGCGGGAUAGUGCUUUUACAAUAUUGAGAGAAGGAGUUUAGGUGUUUGAUUAUAUUAUUUGAAUAUAAAUGUACAGAAAUGAAUAAUAAUACAAGAUACCAAUUAUAAA